UUUUCCUCCCUCACAAUAUUAAGACAUUACUCUUGUAUAAAAAUGACUUACAACUUUUUUCUUUUAAUAUUUUUUACAUGAUCCUUGUAAAAUUAUUGCUGAUUUUCCAUUUUGGCUGUUGUUGUUGUUUUUUUUUUACAUUUUAUUUUUUAGUUUUCUUGUUAAAUUAUAUUUUUAGAAUGUGCCACAGGCCAGUAAAAAACAGCUCAGAAGUAUACCAAACUUUUUCCCAACCAAAUUUUCCAAAAAUUGCAACUUUCUUCUUUGUGUUGCUGGUCCUCAGAAUAAAAACAAAACAAAACAGUUAUUCUCAUAAAAUUACAACUUUUUGUCUUGUGAGAUUUUUCUCUCUUAACAUUUAUGACUUUAUUCUUAAUAUUUUGACUUUAUACUUGGAAAAUCUUUCCUCUUUUUUCAUGUUUAAUUGUAUUUGUAGAAUGUGCCGAGGGUCAGUAAAACAGCAGUCGCUGGCCACUGAUGGCCCCCGGGCCGCACUUUGGACACCACUGCCCAAGGCAGUCGACACACACAUACAGGUUUCCAGGCUUGUAAGUGGUGCAAAACGUAUUGUUUCUACCUCCUAUGGCUUUCCCUCACCUCACCCCUGUGUUCCCCAGUUUGUGCGUUGUUGGCUGAAUUAGAAAGUGGAGCUGCUUGGCUUGAAGCUACCAUAUCCGCUACCUUCUUCCGUCCCUGCUCUCUAAUCUUGUGUAAACACAAAAAUCAGCUCCCAGCUUCUUCUGGCAGAUGCAGGCCAGCAUUGAUGAUACUGUGAUACAGACCUCUAAAGCUUGGAUUUACAGUUUAGCGAUGCUCCAUAUUUAGGCGAGGUAGGUUUACGUCUGCGCUCUGUUCAUUGUCUUUAGCCUGAAAGAAAGAAAAAUGGUGCUAAUGCAUCACAUUGAUUAAAAUCCCAGUGUGAAUCUACAACAAAAAGCAGUUUUAGUUGUUCAAGGGAAAUCACUUUUCUGCCCUACACAGGGUUAAAGGACAAAUCUAUUUCUUUCUUUAAUAAAAGGGUGCCGGGUAUUCUGCUAGAAAUGCUCAUGAUUAAGGUAUAAACUGCAGGAGGCAGACAAAAGACAGACAGAGAUGAAGUGAAUUGAAGGAAAGCAGAAGAUGUCUUCACCAUGCAGAAAGAGACAUGUUGUGACAUGACCCAUGUCCAGCCCCGUGUACGCAUAAAAGCAUCUGUCUUCUAAGAUACAUUUUUAUGCAUGUGUGUGUGUGUGUGUGUGUGUGUGUGCGUGUAUGAGAGUGUAUUUAUCAGAUUCUGGGAAUGUCUGAGUCGUCUGUGGCUGUGAAUGAUCUAUGGCUUGUGUUUACCAGGCCAUAUUUUGGCUAGGCCUGCCAUCACUGGCCUAUGAAUGAUAAAUUACGGAUGUCUAUCGGAUUCACCCAAGCACCUGUGGUCCCUUGCUCUCCUUUCCCCUUUUACUCUCCACACCAGAAAGGAGAAACAUUUUAAUGUCUUGAUGUUGUCCUUUUGGCAGAUAUACAAGCAUUUUUGAAUCCUGUUCAAUGUCAGUCAGGAGUGUUGUCAUGAUAAUUGAAAGGUAUUUCAUUAAUCUACCACAGUGGAUCCCCGCACAUUAGCCAUGUAGCAUUUGCUGAUUUUUGGUCAAAACAUGUUUUGCUCUAUUUUGACAUGUUUGUGUCUUCAUGCUUCAGCGUUAACGUUUUUUUUUGUUAAGUGCUUUCAGUAGAUUUAGCACUUUGUUUGGUGAUCCUUGAACGCACCAUAGUUGCCGUGAGAUGUGUAUAAAACAUAAAUAUAAAAGAAUCUGGCCUCAAAGCUUGCAGUGAAGUGAACACAAGUGAAUAUGUGUACAUCGUGGAAUUACAACAGGCAAACAGUGUGGACUACAGUCAUCCCUCGUUUAUUGUGAUUAAUUGUUUCCAGACUCGACAGUGAUAAGUGAAUUUCCGCAAAGUAGGAUUCCUUAUUUAUGAAUGCAAUAUAUUUGUAAUUAGAGCAUAAAAAGCCUGUUUACGACCUUCUAAAUAUGUUUUUUUAACAUUAUUAGAGCGUUCUAGACAUGAAAUAACACCCCUAUAGUCACCUUUACCCAAUUUAGUAGACAUAAUAAUAAAAUAAGACAUAAUUAAGACCCUUGCUUGUGCGUAUUGAUGCAAAUGUGUUUUGGUGGCGUGGACAGGGAGCGAUGUAGACUUUUAGCUUGGCAUGGGUGACGGCCGCAACUGUAGCUCGUGUUAGAGAUUAUUGUGUCUGGUGUGAGCUUAUUUAAAGCUGCAAUAAAAGCCUGUUGUUCCGGCGAUCAAGUCUGGUGCUUGUGUGUCUCACCCAACAUUACCGAAAAAUGACUGACUCUUAGUGACCAGUGUAGAAUACUACAUAAUGUCUUUGAAUGCAUCUUCUGAAUGCCUUAUAUUUGUAUUUUAGUUCAUUUAGUCACUUAAAAAUGCUUAAUUUAGGCAAACAAUACCUCAUCUUAGUACUUAUCUUUUCCGUCUCUCUCUCUCUCUCUCUUGCUCUGUCCGCACCUCAGUGUCUCUCUUGGUAAUCCUUUAGCCGAGGAAGAAGAAACACGUGUGUUAACAUUCAGUCAUCAGUUGAUCAUUCAGAUGCUUUUGUCAGUCGCUUAUAAACUUUGUUUAGCGCUGACUGAAGACAUUCCAGCUGCCUCGUGAGGUGGCACUUUGCUGUUUGACUCGUAUACGUGAGGAUGACAGAUGGCAAAGAAGAACCGACAACCUACACGUGCACUACAUGUAAGCAGUCAUAUGGCAGCGCCUGGUUCCUGCUGCAGCAUGCCCAGAACUCCCACGGUUUCCGUAUCUACCUGGAAAGUGAACAUGGCAGCCCCCUCACCCCGCGCAUGGGUGGGCCAUCCUCCCUGGGUGGGGGCGCAGAUUGUCCUUCUCACCCUCCCCUUCACGGCCUCCAUCUGCCUCCUGAUGCAAGCCCCUUCAAUCUCCUUCGAAUCCCAGGCUCAGGCUCAGGGGGAAGGGACAGUGUGGGAGCAGGAAGUGCACUUGGGGCUGGUGCUGGGGUGCUUCAUCAGCGUUUUCCUCCAACACCACCCAUCUUCAGCCCCCCUCCAAGGAACCACCUGGACCACCACCACCUGAGCCCAGAGGAGCUGGCGCUGGCAGCCCACCACCCGAGUGCCUUUGACAGGGUGCUGCGCCUCAAUCCUCCUCUUCCCAUGGAACCCCCUCCGACAAUGGACUUCUCCCGGCGGUUGCGGGAGCUGGCGGGUAACACCUCAGGGUCCACUCCUCCUCUAUCCCCCAGCCGGCCUGGUCCCAUGCAGCGCUUACUCCAGCCAUUCCAGACAGCAGUAGGGAGCAUCGGUACAGGAGGUGGAACGGGCAACAAAACCCCAUAUCUUGCAACACCCCCGCCUCUGCCAGGCUCCAUGCAGUCACCAGUGGGCUCUCAGACCACUCCGACCACUCCGCUCACCUCUGCUGGAGCAACACCUUCCUCCAACGUUCCGAUGAAAUCAAAGUGUUGUGAGUUUUGCGGCAAAGCCUUCAAGUUUCAGAGUAACCUAAUAGUGCACAGGCGCAGCCACACAGGAGAAAAGCCGUAUAAAUGCCAUUUGUGUGACCAUGCCUGCACUCAGGCGAGUAAAUUGAAGCGCCACAUGAAAACUCACAUGCACAAAUCCUCCUCGCCAAACACCGGCAAGUCAGAAGAUGGACUUUCGACGGCCUCCUCUCCAGAGCCUGGCACCAGUGAACACAUGGGCAGCGCAAGCAAUGCCCUUAAGUCAGUUGUGGCAAAGCUCAAAUGUGAAAACAACCGAAUCCUGCGUGAAAAUGGAGAGGAAGAGGAGGAGGAAGAAGAGGAAGAAGAGGAGGAGGAAGAAGAAGAGGAAGAAGAGGAAGAAGAAGGAGAGGAAGAGGAGGAACAUCAUGGAGAGAGGGCAGCUAGACGAAACAACAACAGCUACCACUUCGGCUUGAACCUUGACGCGGCACGUCAACAUGAAAACAACGGCAGUAUUGGAAGCAGACUAGGCGGAGUGACUGAUGAGGGGUCCAUUCCACGUUCACUCCCUGAGGUGAUGCAGGGAAUAGGUCUUGCAGCAAGCAUGCAGCAUUUCAGCGAAGCCCUUAAUGCACACAAACGGAAUGCAAUUGCCCAAGAGAACCACCUCCACCUCCACCUUAACAGAGGACAUCCACAAAAUCGGGAGAUGUGUGAUGCUAAUUCAGUGCCGGAAACAGAUCGUGGAGAGGAGGGCUCUGUCUCAACAGUCAACGGGCGCGGAGCAUCCCCUAAUGAGUCCGCCUCUGUCUGCCUUUCUAAGAAACUGCUUUUGGGUAGCCCAAGUCCACUUAGCCCUUUCUCUAAACGCAUCAAGCUGGAAAAAGAAUUUGACCUGCCCACCCCCACAAUCCCCAACACAGAGAACGUCUACUCGCAGUGGCUGGCUGGCUACGCCGCUUCUCGACAACUCAAGGAUCCUUUUCUGAACUUUGGGGAUUCCAGACAAUCGCCCUUUGCCUCUUCGUCCGAGCAUUCCUCAGAGAAUGGCAGUCUGCGUUUCUCAACUCCUCCGGGAGAACUCGAUGGAGGGAUGUCGGGCCGCAGUGGUACAGGCAGCGGGGGCAGCACACCUCAUCUCGGGGGUCCAGGGAGGCCCAGUUCCAAGGACGGUCGAAGGAGUGAUACUUGUGAGUAUUGUGGCAAGGUGUUCAAGAACUGUAGUAAUUUGACUGUGCACCGGCGCAGCCACACAGGGGAGAGGCCAUACAAGUGUGAGCUUUGCAAUUACGCUUGUGCCCAGAGCUCCAAACUUACCCGUCAUAUGAAGACCCAUGGUCAGGUGGGCAAGGAUGUGUACAAGUGUGAAAUUUGUCAGAUGCCCUUUAGUGUCUAUAGCACCUUGGAGAAACACAUGAAAAAAUGGCACAGUGACCGUCCUAUGAGUACCGAAAUAAAGUCUGAGUAGAGGGCCGAACUAUGGGACCUUUUCCCUGCAGCUGUCUGCCAUUAGCUCCCUGUUUAUCCCUAGACUCUUGCAGUUUUGCCCCAACGCCCAAAACUCACCCCAAACUUUCACUAGGCUGGUGGAAAGUUAAGACCAUGUACUCUGCACCAGCACAGCCUGUGUUCAUUACCCAUUGAAUGCAUGAUCUGUAUCGGGGCAAUACUCUUGCAUUGAGGCAACAUUUUGAGCCUUUUUCUUGUGCAAUAAAUUACAUGUUGUGUACUAUUUUCUUUUUGGAGUUUUUCCGUUUUCAUUUCUAAGAAUUUGUCAGCAUGCAUAGUAUGUUUUUGCUAAUCAAAAAAGAAAGAAAAAAAAGAAAAUAACUUGUCCCUGGUUGGUUACUUGUUGAGUAAAUGUGUUGCUGUUUUUCUCUUGUUAUGUUUUUUUUCUUUUUAUUAUUCAAAAAGAGAAAGGACAAGAAAGAUACAGUAUAUCCAUGCUGCAUACACCCUGUAACACAUAUCAUGUACAGUUUUGUGUUGUUACAUGGAAAAUGACCAUGACCCUCUUCUGGAAACCCUGGAAAUGCACUUAUCCUGAUCUUUCUAAAAGAUGCCAUGUUCACACAGGGUUAAAAAAAAAUACCACAUUGUUCUAUGAUUGAAAUGAAUAAUAUUAGUGGAAGUCAAAUUUCAAUAACACGAUGGUGACUUUAAAAUGUACUAUCAUUUAGUAGAGCAAGAAAGAGUGCCUUUGAUAUCUUAAAACUACAUUGGCCAUAAUCCUAUCCAGAGGUCUGAGGUCACAUUAGGCUCUUGAAACCACCAACAAAAGGUCCUUGCAUCAAGCACCUGACUGUGACAACUCAUAAUCAAAGAUUCAGAGUUCUAGUUAAUCAUCAUUUAGCUACCUAGUACAUGUUCAAUGGGCUUUUCUUCCGUAUACAGAUUUCACAAUGAGCAUGGUACGACCAGUAUUGUGUAUAUCUGAAUAUGUGUAGUUUUGUUUCUGAUGAGGAGCUACUUUUGAGGGGGGAAAAAAACAAUUACCUGUAAUGUACAAUCCUGAACUUGAGGGAUACAAGUGACAUGUCUCUAAGUUAGCACAAACCUGCAACGCUGCUUUGAUUUGUGGUGCGUGGAACGAUGCAUUAAGGCAUACACGACCUCCAAGUGAGAAAUAAAUUCACGCUAGAAAGAGAGAAAGCUACAACAAACUUGAAAAUCCGUGCGUGUGAUAGGGAUUAUAUUUCAUUUGACGUUACAUUGUAUCAAAACAGGGUCGGCAUUUAUGAACUACAGCAAAAAUAGCCCCUUUGCUCUUAAAAAGAGUGAGCAUUUUAAUCAGUGUGCGUUGGCAAAUGGAGAGCACAUUUUGUUUGCUUUCACUUUUAACCAGAGAUGCAUAAGAUCUUUUUCUUUUUUCAUACCGAUACUGAUAACUUUCUGCUUCUUAAGACUGAUAUGGUACCGAUAACCGAUAACCGAUAACUGAUAACCGAUAAUGUUUUUAUAUCUACUUUUUAAAUUUAGAUUUCAGUGUAGUUUGUGAACACCUAGAGGGAAGAAGGACUCAAAACAAAUUUGGAUUUGACCAACUGUACCUGUUGAUUUGUCCUAAUCAAAUAUCAUGACAUUACAACUACCACACCAUUACUAUCAGGAGAACCAGAGUAGCCAUCUGCUGUGGCCCAGCAAAGUGCACUAUAUUCGGACACAUGCUUCGAGCAGCCGGUGUGCUGCUACGGAGGUCAGGAGAACCGGAGUAUAGAGCGGGAGGAGCCACCUGGCGUGGCCCAGCAAGAUGCACUGUAUUUGGGCACAUGCUCCAAGAAGCUGGUGUGAUGCCACAAAGGUCUCUGGCAAACCUUGCACUUUUCAAACUCCAUGGCGCAACAUGCCCCAGGCGUGGCAGCGAUGUGGCGUUUCAGGUGACUGAUAAGGUUCGAUGUGGGUUUUCUCCCCUCAUUGCAGGGCAUUUGGUCCAACUAGCAUGGCAAAUGUCUCCGGAAGUGAAUUUUUGUUUACAAGUGAGGUCAGGGGAAGUUACGACAAGCCAUUAACAUCACAGGGAGGAGAAAAAAAGGAGCGCUUGAUUUACUCACCUGCACAGUACGGGUAAUCUCGCCUCAUUGGAGCUCUUUGUUUUUUUUAUUAUCGGUUAUCUGAAUUAUUUUUAAUGUUAUCGGAUUUAUCGAUAUAGUGGUAAAAUUCCCACAUAUCAUAUCAAGAUCAAGAUGAUUAUUUUCCCUAAAAGGAGACCUCUUAUUUCUUUCCUAUUUUCUUUUACACUGUAUCCAAUAAAGCACUCGUCACGCAACUUGGAAGUACCAUCAUCUCUCUUGCAUUGUUUCAAAUUCCAAGUUCACGCUGAAGGGGGAAAAGGGUUCGACUGGUAAAAGCAGUAAAAUACAGUGGUGACAGCAAUCCCAGUUGCAUAAUAGUUCAAUUACACACCCUUGCCAUUUUACGUAAGAACAUUUGUCACGUUGUUACCUCGAACAAACCCCAAGGUCUGCACAUUAAAAUGACAGCACUCUGAAAUUGGUUCCAAACAGACUAUGGUGUUAAUGGCAUGAAUGCAAAAUGUUCACAUUGGUUUUAAGAGGCUGCAUUGUGUCAUUCUUGCCAUCUUUCAUCUCUAGACCUUGUAGACUCGACGAUAAACACUCAAAUCUUGUUGCUCGCACUGCAAGAAUCUGUUUUUGUAUAAAUGUUCCUUUCAUUCUCGGUAUGGAAAUAAAAGUUUUUUUGGAAAUAACACUUCGCUGUCUUUUAGGGUAAACUGUUAAGUUUGUUGUCGUUUCUCUUUUUCUCAGCGUCUUGGUGAUGUUCAAGACUUCGACCACAGUAUAUAUGAAAUAUUUAAAAAAAAAAAGGACAAAGAAAAGUCAAACAAAAAAAAUCUGUGAUGGUUUUAUAUUUUCUUUUGCCUUGGCUCUUCACAGCUCUUCAGGUUGAAAUACAAUUUGCAUUGGGGAAAUGAGUAAGAUUAUAUAUGAAUAUAUAAACAACUUAAAAUAUAGGAAAAUGCACAUACAUGUCCAUUCCUAUACUGAAACACAUUUAUGGUCAAUUUUUUUGUAUUUCUAGAACUGUAUUUGAAUUCCAUGUUCACUUAGAGUAGGUACUAUAGUAUUUAUAUUGAGGCUCGUAUUUUUAACUGUUGCUUGUUCUCUCUAAAGGUACCAUACCUUUUUUGGUAGUGGAAAAAAAAAAAUCCCAAGCUGCCACGGUAUAUUUUUUUAAUUUGGCAGGAUAAUAUAGUACAAAUUAUUUGUAUGUUUAAAGAGAUAAAAGGAAAAACCUAAUACAAAAAAAGCAGCUAACGUGCGUGGCAUUGGGAGGCAUUCUUGGUCAUAAGAUGGCUACUGCUCAGUUUUCCUGUCUACAGAGGUUGUUGUACAUAUCUUCUUUGGUUUUUGCUUCGGACCCUCGUUCCAUCCUGCUGCCAUUGUUGUAUGCAGUAACACAAGCUGACAUUGGCCUGUUCUGUUGUGUGCUUCUGUCUCUCUUACCCCUCCUACCUGACAACAUUCCAACAAAAGGAGAGAAAGAAAAAUUCAAAAAAGAUCAUAUGCAGUACAUGGAUUAAAAAAAUAAACAAAACACCAGUCAAAAUAAGUACAUCUAAAAAGAAUUCAAUGUUUUGCAGUUUUUUUCAUUGCCAAAUGCAAAAUGGUGCUUUUUAUUUAGAUUGGGUAAACUUUCAUAUGCAAAGCAUAUUUAAAAUUGACCGGGGAUACGUGGAGAAAACUGCUUGAGUCGGGAAUUUUUGUAAAUGGCAAUGCGGAAUAUUUUGUUAUUAGCGUUUUCUAUUCCUGUUCUGAAAGCUGUUUGUUGUAACUUGAACUUGAACUUUAUCUUUUGCAAUGGGAGUUGCUAUUUAUUAUAACCUUUAUGCUCUGUUCAAAACAGAGAUAUGGGAUCAAUCCUUGGUUUGGUUUCAUUUUAAUUUUAUAUUUUAUGUUAAAGUAUAUUUUCAUUCUGAUUCUGUUUUUUCUUUCUUUUGUAUUUGUGGCCAAUGGUCAUUUGACAAACCAAGCUCUUUAUUAAUUCCAGUUGUACUUGUUUUAAGUACCUGUUCAGUUGUAAUGAGAAAACCACUGUCUGUGUUUUCUGGCAGAUGUCUGCAUAAUCCUGUUCACACCCCCAUUUUGUCCCUUUAUCGAAAAACAGUUAAUAAAAAAAAUGAAAGUAUAUUGGCACUUGUCCCUUAUCUCCAUUGUGGUUGUUAUUAUCUCAGGGGUUGUUGCCUUGUUCGUAUCGCCGACCUUCACAGCACACAUGAACGUGCCACGCUACAGUAUAUAUGUCCUCAUGUUCACAAUUGUUUUACUCACGUAAGCAAGCAUGAAGAAAAAGAUCUUUCACGUACACGUGGAUAUAGAAUGUAAGCAGUGUUCCAAAACUGACUUUGUUUUGGAUUCUGGUUAGUUAAAAUUGAACCCAAAUAAAUGAAAGCCAGUCUUUGGAC
Messenger RNA from Dunckerocampus dactyliophorus (ringed pipefish), 9383 nucleotides. It is a transcript of the gene bcl11aa, whose product is annotated as BCL11 transcription factor A a. The transcript has 2 exons. Lineage: Eukaryota; Metazoa; Chordata; Actinopteri; Syngnathiformes; Syngnathidae. Gene Ontology annotation, biological process: negative regulation of dendrite development; regulation of transcription by RNA polymerase II. Gene Ontology annotation, molecular function: RNA polymerase II cis-regulatory region sequence-specific DNA binding; DNA-binding transcription factor activity. Gene Ontology annotation, cellular component: nucleus. Bases 2688 to 4928 code for a protein of 746 amino acids. The record is from RefSeq and is a predicted model, not a curated record.